ACAAAUACACCACUCGGUCGUAGAAACAACAACGACCGCAACAACGACAGAAAUGGCUACGGGAAUAAAGAGACACCACCCAGAUGGGUCAUCGGCGUUCUCUCUGUCGAUGUCGCAGAAGGUGUAUGUCCGUUCGCGGAAAGGAAAGGCGACUAAGAUCGUUCAGGAACAUUACUUGAGAACCGAUAUUCCCUGCUCAUCGCAGUUAUGUCCUCUUUGCAUUCUGAACCCUCCGAAGGAUUCUUCUGGCGCUGUUCGCCCGGCUAUCUUGUCGCGCACGCCGCCGUCUGUCAAGCCAUGGGGUGCGCACUACUUGAUCCCAGACACAAAUAUUUUUGUGAAAGCUAUGGACCUAAUGGAGCACAAAUCUGCGUUUUACGAUGUCAUUGUUUUGCAAACGGUCCUCGAUGAACUGCGCAACAUCAGUCUUCCGCUAUACAACAGACUUCGUGCUCUCUCGCUGAGUCAGGAGAAAAGAUUUUACGUAUUUCAUAACGAGUUCAGACAGGAGACGUUUGUGGAGCGACUUCCCGGUGAGUCAGUCAACGACAAGAACGACCGGGCUAUUCGAACUGCCUGCGCGUGGUACCGUGUACAUCUAGAUGAAACGAUCGGAAAAUCUUCAGCGAUUCCCGAGAUUUUAUUGGUGUCGAACGACAACGACUGCCUGCGAAAGGCCAAAGAGCUUGGGGUUGCAUGCACCAACCUGGAGAGCUAUGUCAAAGCGCUGCCAGAUACCGACGCGCUGCUGGAUAUGAUUGUAUCGGAAACCAGUGAUGUCACUGCGCCUCAGAAACUUGUGUAUCAAGAAUAUUACUCCACCUCUCGGAUUCAGGGAGGUAUCAAGGCCGGCAUCUUUCAUCAGGGAGUUUUGAGUAUCAGUCAGUACAACUACCUGGAAGGAAGUGUGUCUGUUCCAUCUUUUGAGCGGCCUUUGCUCGUGCUUGGAAGAGAAAGUCUUAACCGCGCCAUGCAUGGCGACGUUGUUGUCGUCGAAGUGCUUCCAGAGUCUGAGUGGAAACAACCAUCUACGAAGAUUGUGGAGGAGGAAACCAUCACGAAAGACGACAACCCUGAAGCGGAGGAUGACGAUGAUACUUUGGUGACGGAGAAGGAGCACGCGGCUCUGCAAGAAAAGUUAAAAGCAAAGAAUACAUCUGCUGAGUUUAGAAUUCAGCCAACGGCUAAAGUUGUCGGCGUCAUCAGGAGAAAUUGGGGUUUUUACGUUGGUCAUAUUGACGCUUCCUCUAUCUCUUCCGACGCAGCGGGAACGCGACGCCAGACUACGGUGUUCUUGAUUCCUAUGGAUAAACGCAUAUCCAAGAUCAAGAUUCGUACAAGACGCGCUACCGGUCUGGUUGGAAAGCGUAUUCUUGCGGCGGUGGACUCUUGGGACGCGUCCUCGCGGUAUCCGCUCGGCCAUUUUAUUCGCGUACUGGGUGACAUAGAAUCGAAGGAAGCGGAAACGGAAGCUCUUCUACUAGAGUACAACGUGCAGUAUCAACCUUUCACCCAAUCUGUGUUGGACUGCUUGCCAGCCGAAGGUCACGACUGGAAAGUUCCAACAGAUACGUCCGAUCCCCGCUGGACCGGCCGAGAAGAUCUUCGUGAACUUUUGGUGUGCAGUAUCGAUCCCCCUGGCUGUCAAGACAUUGACGAUGCUCUUCAUGCGCGGGUGCUUCCUAAUGGAAAUUACGAAGUCGGCGUGCAUAUUGCUGAUGUUUCUCACUUUGUGAAGCCUGAUACCGCCAUGGAUCUCGAGGCCUCUUCGCGAGGAACGACGGUGUAUCUGGUCGACAAGCGAAUUGAUAUGCUUCCGGUCUUGCUGGGAACGAAUCUGUGCUCGCUGAUGCCGUAUGUAGAGCGAUUUGCUUUUUCGGCUAUUUGGGAGAUGACUCCAGAUGCGACGAUUGUGAGCACGCGGUUCACAAAGUCGGUGAUCCGGUCGAAAGAGGCGUUCAGCUACGAGCAGGCGCAGCUUCGAAUUGAUGACAAGAGCCAUGUUGACUCGUUGACGGAGGGCAUGCGAAUUCUUCUCAAGAUAUCGAAGUUGCUGAGGCAGAAGCGAAUGGACGCGGGUGCGCUGAACCUCGCGAGUCCUGAGGUGAAGGUGCGGGUUGAGAGCGAGCAGAUGGAUCCGGUUGAUGUUGAGAUCAAGAAAGCCCAUGAGACGAACUCGCUUGUUGAGGAAUUUAUGUUGCUGGCUAAUAUUAGCGUUGCGGCGAAGAUUUAUGAUGCGUUUCCUCAGUCUGCCAUGCUCCGACGACACGCUCCGCCACCAAAGGAGAAUUUCGAGGUUCUCGCAGACCAGCUGCGUGUGUGCAAGAACAUGACGCUGAACUCCGAAACAUCAAAGAAGCUAGCAGACAGUCUCGACUCGUGCGUCGACUCGUCAGAUCCAUUCCUGAACACGCUGAUCCGUAUCAUGGCCACGCGAUGCAUGCUGGCCGCCGAGUACUUCUGCUCCGGCACGAUGGCCGAGUCUGAUUUCCGCCACUACGGUCUCGCGUCUGAGAUUUAUACGCACUGGACGAGUCCGAUUCGUCGGUACGCCGACAUUGUUGCUCAUCGACAGCUGGCGUCGGCGAUCGCGUACGAACCUCUGCAUGAGAGUCUUCGCGAUAAGCCCAAGCUCGAGCGGGUGUGCCAGAACAUCAACCAGCGGCACCGCAACGCGCAGUUUGCGGGACGUGCGUCGGUGGAGUAUUAUAUCGGCCAGGCGCUGAAGAAUCGCGAGCUGGACGUGGAGGGAUACGUGAUGAAGGUGUUUUCGAACGGGUUUGUGGUGUUUAUCCCGCAGUUUGGAAUUGAAGGGCCGAUUCAUUUGCGAGACAUGAAGGUCGAGUACACUUUUGACGAGGCGAAUUACGCGCUUGAGUUUAAUGCCGGAACGGAGAAGGAGGUGCGGCUGCAGUUGUUUGACAAGGUGACUGUGCAUGUCGAGACUGUCUUGGAGGAGAGCACUGGGAAGCGGAAGGUUGCGCUUCGGUUGCAGAGUCCGCAGAUUGAGUAGAGGGGAGGUUAAGAAGGGUUU
This is a messenger RNA of Myxozyma melibiosi, 3034 nucleotides long. RefSeq names its product exosome complex exonuclease exoribonuclease-like protein. The transcript is spliced from 4 exons. The record is from RefSeq and is a predicted model, not a curated record. Gene Ontology annotation, biological process: rRNA catabolic process. Gene Ontology annotation, molecular function: RNA binding; endonuclease activity; 3'-5'-RNA exonuclease activity. NCBI's taxonomy places the organism in Eukaryota, Fungi, Ascomycota, Lipomycetes, Lipomycetales, Lipomycetaceae. Bases 53 to 3013 code for a protein of 986 amino acids. Gene Ontology annotation, cellular component: nuclear exosome (RNase complex); cytoplasmic exosome (RNase complex).